This is a messenger RNA of Chondrus crispus (carragheen), 1956 nucleotides long. RefSeq lists its product as hypothetical. Lineage: Eukaryota; Rhodophyta; Florideophyceae; Gigartinales; Gigartinaceae. The transcript has a single exon. Bases 1 to 1956 code for a protein of 651 amino acids. Gene Ontology annotation, biological process: maturation of SSU-rRNA. The record is from RefSeq and is a predicted model, not a curated record. Gene Ontology annotation, cellular component: small-subunit processome; nucleolus; Noc4p-Nop14p complex.
AUGCGUCUACUGGCGCAGGCGGGGGAUGACUUUGCGAAGAAGAAGGCGCAGGAGAACAGGACAGUCUUGCCGAAGAAGAAGGCUUCCAUUUUUGAAGAGGAGAACGACAAGGGAGACCUUGCUCAUGGCACGGUAUCUCCGCCGCCGCCGAAUCGGACUGCCAAAUUCAGUUAUGAGAGCGUUUAUCAGCAAUUGGCCUCGGAAAAGAGGGCGAGGCCGUCAGAUAGGCUACUGACGGAGGAGGAGAAGGCGAAAAAGGAGCUCGACGACCUCAUGGAGAUGGAAAGGAUGAGAAGAGACCGUAUGCAGAACGCUGUCGAGUCGGAUGCCGAGGAAGAUGAGGGGCGUCGUGACGUUGCCUCAUCUAGAAGGCCGAGGCAAAAGACGAACAAGAAAAAUCGUCGCGCUGGUGGAGAUGACCUUGAAGAUGGCUUUGAGCUUUCGGCAAGCGAUGGCGAUGAUGAUAGUGAGGAGGAUGAUCAGGCGCAUGCGCCAGAUGAUGAGCCUUCCGCAUCAGACUCAGAUCAUGCUUCCGACAGGGCAGAGGACGAGGAGGAUAUAGAUCCGAACGGUGCAGUUGUCGCAGAUCAUGCGGAGACACAAUCGAGAGCCAAAGAAGGCGUCCCUUUUGUCUUUAAGCAUUGCCCUGCUUCCCCGAGGGAACUUCAAAAGCUCUUUGAGAAUCGAACUCUUUCUGAACGGCAACUGGUGGUCGAGCGCUUGCGCAAGUGUUUUGCGGUAUCAUUGAAUCCGCCCGUUAACGCAACGAAACUCGAUCGUCUGUUGGAAUGCUGCCUGUUUCGAAUAGAAAUUUUAUCCAAGGUUUCUGCUGUAAACCUGAAACGGGCUGUAGCAGAAAUUGACAUGCUACUCAUUCACGCUCAUGCCCUUGGCAAGAGAAAUGAGGGGCUGGUUGCGGGAUGGGCCCGCGACACUAUUGCCAAUGCGUUUCACUCUCUGACGUCACCAAGGAAAUCAGGGGGUCUGUCGAAGAGGUGGAACGCUUCAGAUUUGCUUGUUUUGCGCAGCGUCGGCCGGCUCUUUCCGUCCUCUGAUAUUAGGCACCCGGUAAGCACGCCACUGGUACUGCUGCUUUCGGAAGGACUUGCAAUAUCAAGAAUGCUAUGCUGUAGAGAUGUUGCAAUGGGAUGUUUUGUAGGAAGACUCCUCGUUGAGCAGAUGGCCGGUGCUGGUCGGUACUCAGGACAACUGACGACGUUCAUAACAUCUGUGCUCUGCGGGGCUCUAUCUCCGGGAACACCGAAACUAAGGGGACUAUUUGGUGCUUACAGAGAGGGCGAUUGUGAGGCCGACGUUGGAAGCCUUCGCCUGCGCGAUCUGAUGGAGGCGGAUGAGGCAAACGCGGACGACGAAAAUAGCUCAGGAGGCGAAAAUGAGCAGGAUGACGGAAAUCACUUGCAGAAUAUGGUAGUGGAGUCCGUCCUCUGCCUGGCUGAUGCAGCCACUAUGUCAGGGCGUGUAAGCCAUCAAGAUAUUGUGUUCCAGAAACUACCGUUGAGACGGUUGCCUCGAGGAAAGAAUUGCACCAAUUUACUGCAGGCGUUGGUUUCAUCACGAGAGACGCGCAAGCCACUCGCUUUGUACACAGUAUCUGCAGCGGCAGCUGUGCGCAAAUCUUUGAACCCAAAGUUCUCGGCAGAGUCUGGGGUUUUCCGGCGAGUCGCUCGUACGUCGUAUCAUGCGGCUCGAAGUGGAGAUAUGAGCCAAUCAGCGAUGAGGGUAAGGCGGGCGCUCAAAAAAGAGGAGCGCGGAUGGGCUCGAGACGUUCGACAGUCUGCCUCGGCUCGACGGACGGAGCAAGACAGGGAAGACGGGGCGAGAAGGGAGCGGGGGGACAAGCGAGCGAAGGAAGCUAUGGCGUUUUUGGAGGCGCAGCAAGCGACGUGGAAGAAAGCCGAGAAGCGGCAGCGGAUGCUGUCUGGGAAGAAAUGGUGA